AUGGCCUCGGAAGAAAUGGAGCUCGACGAGCCCGUCCAGCAAGGACCCGGCGACGCCCCCUCGAACAACGGCAACAGCUCCGCCAAGCUGGCCGCCAUGCAGACCCUCACCAAAGCCACCGCCGUGCGCUCCAUCGAAGGCUGGAUCGUCAUGGUGACCAACGUGCACGAGGAGGCCGACGAGGAGGCCAUCCACGACAAGUUCGGCGAGUUCGGCGAGAUUCGCAACGUGCACCUGAACCUCGACCGCAGGACGGGCUAUGUCAAGGGCUACGCGCUGAUCGAGUACACGACGCUGGAGGAGGCGCGCGCGGCCAUCGACGGCGCCAACGACACGGAGCUGCUCGACCAGAACGUGCAGGUGGACUUUGCGUUUGUGCGCCCGCCGCCGGGCAAGCAGAACAACAACAGCGGGCGGCUCGGCGGCGGGUCAGGCGGCGGCGGCGGCGGUGGUGGCGGCGGCGGCGGACCGCGGGGGUCGAAUCGCGGGGCGCGCAGCGGGAGGAGUCGCAGCCGCAGUCCCGGGGCCGGGAAGGAUGAUGAAUUCAGCCGAUGUGUGUGUCUCGAGGGAGGCUUGAGAAAACACGUCGGCAUCUUGCCAUGGCAGUUUGAUAAAUGGUAUAUUCCAGCCGAAGACCCAUGUUAGGUUUGGGCAUCAUGCGGCUGACGUAGUUCUACUCAACAGGCCAAAAGUAACAAAACAAGACACAAAAGAAAGAUAUUGAGCAUGCAUGUUUUAGUUGGCACAGUCUCCUCCUGCCGUGGCAGACUAGUAUUCCCUAUGGUUCGUAGUGAAAGUGAACUCGCGUCUUAAACUCUUAGCCAGAACUUCGGCUCCUGUUUGGGAAAGAGUCAACUUCUUGAUAUACCCUCUCCUCACAUCAGAAAGUAAC
Chaetomium fimeti is the source of this 892-nucleotide messenger RNA. RefSeq lists its product as uncharacterized. The transcript is spliced from 4 exons. Bases 1 to 645 code for a protein of 214 amino acids. Gene Ontology annotation, cellular component: exon-exon junction complex; cytoplasm; nucleus. The record is from RefSeq and is a predicted model, not a curated record. Gene Ontology annotation, molecular function: mRNA binding. Gene Ontology annotation, biological process: RNA splicing. NCBI's taxonomy places the organism in Eukaryota, Fungi, Ascomycota, Sordariomycetes, Sordariales, Chaetomiaceae.